AUGUCCAGAAGACUGUCAGCAGAUUUCACUCCUUUUGCAGAUCAAUCUUGGGAGCAUAGAACAAGUUAUGAUUCCACAAAUAUAUGGGCUCCAGUUGAAAAUACAUGGACUAUGAGUCCUCGUCGUCAUCUGUAUGGCGACGUGUACCCAAUGCAAAUCCAUAACUUGCAACAUCCACUGCAAAUGGUUCCAAAUUAUCAGCAGCAACCACAGGGGUUUCAACAAGGCGGCCUCCAAAGCCUUGCACUGAGUCUUCCCGAAGGCCCAAACCAGGUCCGUGGUCUUCAGUUGAUGACCGGACAGUUGCAAUUAAAUCUCCCGAGCCAAAUACAAAAUCAAAACCCUCCAAACCUACAAACCACCCAAUUUCAAAGUCCCCAUAAUUAUCAAUUACAAAACCAUAAUGUCCAACCUGUGGCUCCGAGCUUGACAAAUCACCAGAGUGUUCCCAGUGUUUCCAGCACUCACAAAGGCUCACACAAGGACUCCGAUUUGAUGGCAAAACUUGCAAUGGUCGAUGACUACUUCAUGGUGGACCACCACCAGCGAGUACAAGUCACCGUAGACCUUUUGAACAAACGUUUCUUCCAGGAAGAACAGUUCCUCUCCGACGCCUACCAGCUCCCCAAGUUUCCCAUCGAACACAAUCUUCGAACUCAGCAGUUGAUACUUGUUGCUUUCAAGGCGGGCCGCAUCGAUGUGUUUUACUUGCCGUCCGACGUUGCCUCGAUCAACGUGGGUGAUAUUGUGAUUGUGGAGGCUGAUAGGGGUCACGAUCUUGGAAAGGUGGUCAAAAAGGAUAUUUCUAUUGACGAGGCUCGUCUACUUAAAUUGUUGCAAUUUCAAGAACAGCAAUCUGCACUUUCAGAUCACGAUAUGAACAGUAUUCUGGUCAAGAACUUGCACCACCACAGUCCCGGUCAGCAACAAAACCAAACUCCACACACGCUUCAUUUCCCCAAACCAGUGAUUGGGUUGGCCCAACAAAGCGAAAUUCUUCAAAUCUUAAACAAGAAACAAGAUGAAGAAAAAGCUUGUCGUCUUUGUCUCGCCAAAAUCGCCAAUACCACCGCGGGCCAUUCGUCGGGACUCGGUAACGUAAACACUUCCGAUCUCCUUCAAAUGGCAUUGGUGGAUGCAGAAUAUCAGUACGACCGCAAGAAGUUGAUCUUCUACUACUCUACAACCAAAAGAAUUGAUUUCCGCGAUUUGGUAAGAGAGCUCUUUAGAAUCUACAAAACACGGAUCUGGAUGUGUGCUGUGAUUGGGCACCCCUACGCCAACCAACCCACUACAAAGAAGAGCCCUCUCUCGACAAGUCCAUUGAUGGCUUCAGCAUCACUGUUCCUGGCCCCAAGAGCUCUGAAUCUACACGGCCAACAAGCCAAGGAAAGACACAACAGUUGGUCAUAUCCUACACCCGAAUUUCCUGCCACAAUCUCGGGAUUUGGACAGUACAAUUCGCAGCCAAGCCCACAGAUGAACACCCAUGUUCCGCGGCGGUUUCCGCGCCAGGAUCACGACAGCUCAAAAUCGAACGCUGAGUCUUUCGUUUUAAAGUCACUCGUUGAUUCAAUUAACCACUAG
Meyerozyma guilliermondii ATCC 6260 is the source of this 1587-nucleotide messenger RNA. RefSeq lists its product as uncharacterized. The transcript has a single exon. Bases 1 to 1587 code for a protein of 528 amino acids. NCBI's taxonomy places the organism in Eukaryota, Fungi, Ascomycota, Pichiomycetes, Serinales, Debaryomycetaceae. The record is from RefSeq and is a predicted model, not a curated record. Gene Ontology annotation, cellular component: cytoplasm.